Messenger RNA from Strongylus vulgaris, 330 nucleotides. The record is from the annotation of a GenBank genome assembly. NCBI's taxonomy places the organism in Eukaryota, Metazoa, Nematoda, Chromadorea, Rhabditida, Strongylidae.
UUGAAGGUAAUUGAUGCAAAACCGACACGCAAUCGUACUGCCACGGAAUUGCUGGCUGAUUUUCUUUCUGGUGCCAUUCUCGGUGCAACGAUUUCAACAGUUUUCUUCCCGAUGAAUGUCGUUAAAAAUCACAUGCAAAGCAAGGUGGGCGUGGCAUAUGAAAAUCCCAUCAAAGUCUUCUUUGAAGUAUGGCAUGAGCGGGAAAGAUCACUACGAGGACUAUACCUUGGGGUUCAUCUGAACUUCACUCGAUCACUGCUAGCAUGGGGUAUAAUCAAUACUGUCUACGAGCUCCUUCGUCGAACAUUCAAACCUUUGGAGGACGGAUAG